This is a messenger RNA of Penicillium chermesinum, 246 nucleotides long. RefSeq lists its product as uncharacterized. Gene Ontology annotation, cellular component: cytoplasm. Gene Ontology annotation, molecular function: phosphopantetheine binding. The transcript has a single exon. Bases 1 to 246 code for a protein of 81 amino acids. Gene Ontology annotation, biological process: secondary metabolite biosynthetic process; amino acid activation for nonribosomal peptide biosynthetic process. The record is from RefSeq and is a predicted model, not a curated record. Lineage: Eukaryota; Fungi; Ascomycota; Eurotiomycetes; Eurotiales; Aspergillaceae.
AUGGUCGUAUCUAGUCUUGCGGCUGCUGGCAUUGAGCAGCGGACACGGAUUGCGCUGUUCUUGGACAAGUCUCUCGAGCUUGUUGUGUCCAUAUUUGCAGCCCACUGUAUAGGUUGUGCAUACGUCCCAUUGGAUAUCGAGAGUCCGGCAGCAAGUAUCAACACGCUCAUCGAGAAAAUCGAGCCAUCCGCUAUCAUCACAACACCAGCUCUGAGAGCUAGCUUGCCAAAACGGUCUCUGUCUUGA